AAAAAAAGGUGCAGAACUACGGAUAAGUCAUUUCCUCAGCAGGCGUUUGGCUCGGGGUGAGAAAUGGUUUGUGUCUUUCAGAGGGUGGAGUUUGAUCCCCGACUACCGGACACUCUCCGCCUCGACAAUCGCGCUUCCGUUACCGGAUUCCAGACGCGGUCUCCUGGGCCGGUGAUCAACUUUGUGUCGGAGGGUGAAGACAGUCAAACGGUACAUCUUGGUGGACACAUUUUUUCCUGAAAGUUUGGAUUUAUACCUUCGGGGAAACGUUUUUUGGCGGCUUUCAGUUGUUUUUGUCCUUUUUUUUUUUUUUUCUUUAAAGCUGUGCGUAAAAUCCACAGAGCUCCAAAAAAAAAAAAAGAAAAAAAAAAGAGAAAAAGUGACUCGUCAGCACAGUAGCUGCUCUGAGUCACAAAGUUUGGAGACAUUUUAAAGAGGAUUAAUAACUUCUUGCUGUCUGUCUGUUCCGCUUUGACUCGCCUCGUGGCUCACACUCAUCCAGAGAUCGUGGCUGGGCGAGUCGGGGAGACCGGGGUCGCUUUAAUUUGGCCCCGAGAGAUUGAUAUUCAGAACUUGGACUGUUUUCCAUUGUGGGAUCUGAUGUCACUGAUUUUAUUUUUGUUGAAAGUGGCUCAUUGUUCAGAAGGAGGUAACAGAAUGUGACUACCGGUCCCGGUCUCCCCUAUAGCCUCUGCAGGUGAGUUGGUCCAUGCAGUACCUGCGUCUGUGUCUGUGUCUUUUUCUCUUCAGGGAAUGUGAGCGCAGCGCCGAGCCUGAUCCUGUUUUGAGGAAAGGGUUCCUGGCCUCAGACGACGCUUUGUGCACACAGAGGAUCUGUUUUCCGCCGCUUGGGUCACGCGGAUCGCUGCGGUGUUUAUGGACAGUAAUGACAGUCUGCGCAUUUUCUACUUCUGACCCUUUGGACCGGCGACUGGAAACUGGCACAGCCUCGGUGACGUGUUUUGAGUGUUUGCUGGGCUCAUGGCGCUGUCUCAGAUCCAGUGUCUGGACGAUCACCACGUCAACUGGCGCGUGAGUGAGAGCAAACCGGAGUUCUUCUACAGCGAGCACCAGCGGCUCGCGCUCGAGACGCUCAUCGCCGACGGCCGCGAUGCGUUCACGGACUACCUCCGCAAGCACGGCGUCCGGCCCUUCCUCUCGGAACCGGAGCUGGAGCGGCUGGAGCGCACGGCGGAGGCUUACCGUCCCGGGCACGAGCACCACCAGAAGCCAGAGACGCCAGGGCCCGGGAACGUGACUCCGGGGUCCUGGGAGGACGUGGGGGACGCGGUCUCGCUGGAGUACUGGCCGGACCGGUCUGAGGAAUCGGUGCCGGAGCUUGACCUGGGCUGGCCCGAGGCCAUCUCUUACCGAGGGGUCACGCGUGUGACCGUGUACACGCAGCCUCCGGCCCCCGGGCACACGCACAUCAAGGAGGUGGUGCGAAAGAGCAUCGUGUCUGCACAGAAGGUGAUCGCCGUGGUGAUGGAUUCAUUUACCGACGUGGAUAUCUUUCGGGACCUGCUAGACGCCAGCUACAAACGCAGAAUCCCUGUAUAUAUAAUCAUCGACUACGCUGCGGUGCCCUGCUUCCUGUCCAUGUGUGGUAGAGCCGACAUGCACCGCGGACACCUAAAGAAUCUGCGCGUGCGCUGCUGCGGUGGCGUGGAGUUCUUCACACGCUCGGCUCAGAAAGUACGCGGUUCUCUGAGCCAGAAGUUCCUUCUGGUGGAUGGAGAUAGAGCCAUCGCUGGUUCCUACAGCUUCACUUGGUCAUCUUUUCGUUUGGACCGGAACCUCAUCACCGUGAUAACAGGACAGGCGGUGGAGACCUUAGACCUUCAGUUUCGGGAGCUUUACCUGUUGUCCAGAAGUGUGUCCCUCAGCAAAGUGCCCAUGGAAGAUGAACCCGUCCCUGAUCCGCUUCCCCAGGUGGCUCCUGCUCCGGUGUCAGCUGCCAUUGCUAGGAAGCUUAUUAAUCCAAAAUAUGCACUUGUUGCCAUGGGAACUCAUGCAAGUCUCACUUCUUCUGAGCAGAACUCUAGUAACAAGAAUUCCCAGAAUCCUUCAGGGCCAAAGCUUUUGAAAAAUCGUGUUAAGGAUGCGAUGGAGGAUUCACACAUACAUCCUGGAUUACUUAAUCUGGAGAAAGCCUACUUGAUUGCGUACCUGCCCACCUGGCCGGAGCCAGACCCUCCCAGCGACGUCAUUGGCUUCAUCAACAUCAUGGACGAAAAGCGAGCCCAUAAGGUUCACCUACAGAGGUCGGAGCGGUUUGAGGUGAGCCAGGCUAUACACUUUAAAUCACCGCUGAUGCUUCCAUCUCAAAACGAGGACCUUUUUGUGAGACACGGCGGGAAAGCUGCAGGUACAGCUGAACCGCUGUCUGUGAACACGAGCGCGGAGGCGCCAGUGCCCGUGAGUGCACCUGACAUGCAGGUCAGUGACCACACAAGCACGGCUCCAAAAACGGACAACGAUGUAACAGAUUCCAGAGGGCUUCCGCAGCAGCCCGACACGCACGCACAAAAACCCAACGAGCACAACGCUGUUAGCGCAGAGCUACAGCUCACAGACCAAACCACUCCAAAGAAAACUACAGCCCCGCCCAUUCCUAAACGCCGCACUCUACAGCUGGUCAUUGACUCCACCCCCUCAACGGAGGCAGUCCAACCGCAGGUCACUCUGGUGAAAAUGGACCAGUUUGAGAUUCUAGACGAGGACAUUUCCAUCAGUGAAAGACCUGUUGUCGUUAUGAGUCCAGGCCGUGGCCGCCUACAGUCCAAGGAUGCGGCCCAGGACUCUGGUAGCAACGGCGAUGGUAGCCAAGACAGUACCAAGGUCAUUUGUGACAAAAUGGCCAAUGACAACCCCUCCAGUGUUUCCACCGCAUCCGAAGAAGAGUUCUACGAUUGUUCCAAUCCGGAGCCCAACGCCCCACUGGCCAACGGAAUCAAUUCAGGAUCAGGCCGCGGGCAUCACCAAGGAGACGGCCUCAACAUGAUGGCUCGCAUAUCUCAGAGCAUGCUGGACCUACGGGAGCCGUCGCAGCCGGAGGAUAGCGCGGCACUCAUCCGCCAGUCGCAGCAGCUCCGCAGACAAGGGCAACCGCCGCCGCACAGACACAUCGGACAGCUGUUCCAGACCUCUCGUUCUCCAGCUCGUGAAGCCCGACAGAAAGGACCACCAAAAUUAAUCCUUUCCAAACCGGGAAGUUUUCGCCGGCUCGGCCAAACUGCUGUUCCUGUGAUUGGUGGACGCAGUUACUGGCAGAGCCAAGCGCUGCAGCUGGACUCACGCCAGCCGGACUCAAGCCAGCAGCACAUGGAGAAUCGCUCUGGGCGGUCACCACGGCGCCACAGUCCAGGUUAUAGGAAGACCGAUCGAAGUGCCCCACAGACACCAACCAGUCCAUCAGGGUUACUAGGAGUACCGUUCUCAAAACUGAGCAAUUUUCGACACUUGCGUUCUCGAGGAGGGGGCUCGCAGAAGAAGGCGCAGCAAACUAACAAGGAUGCGAGGUAGAACUGAGGACCAGAAUGUUGGUGCUGUUGGUGUAACGUUUCUGAUAAGAUGUUAGUGAAUCUUCCCUGGGGAAUCCUCUCUGGCCCAGUUUCAUAAAGCAGUCUAAUCCUUUA
Thalassophryne amazonica is the source of this 3638-nucleotide messenger RNA. RefSeq names its product protein FAM83G (gene sack1gb). Lineage: Eukaryota; Metazoa; Chordata; Actinopteri; Batrachoidiformes; Batrachoididae. The coding region runs from base 982 to 3525 and encodes 847 amino acids. The record is from RefSeq and is a predicted model, not a curated record. The transcript is spliced from 6 exons.